AUGUCGGCUUGGUCAUCUGCCACUGGCAAAGCGCAGCUCUCCUAUGCUGAUCGUCUCAGACAAGCCAGCAAAUCUGCUACACCGACAAGACAGGAUCCUUCCGCUUCCUCCUCUUACUCUUCGGCUCAGCGUACCUCUUCUCAGGAUGCAGCUAAGACUAGCGGCUCCACGCCUACUUCGUUGAGCGUGAACGACUCCCAAAGGAGGUUAUCUAGUGCAUCUGCAACAAGUACCGCCGCCACUGGCAAUGCUUCGAGAGCAACGACCAACUCAACAGCAGCCAAAGAAGACGGCUCUGCUGCUGCUGCUGCUGUUUCCGGUAAAUCAAGUGUAACGCCGCAAAAGAACGCUGCCCCACCAGUCAAUGUCUGGGAGGCAAGAAUGAAGCAAAUCGCCGAACGAGAGGCUGAGAAGGAGCGGGAACGUCAAGCUGCGCUGGCUCAACAAAAGAAGGCGGCUGGAACAUCAGCAACUACUGGAUCCAACAACAACAAUGCUGCAUCGAGUAAAGGCAAGCAGGCUGCGACUUCUGCUACAGGUUCAUCGAACAGGCCAAAGAAGGGCACCGAGCGCAAUUCGAAGAGCCCUGCUAACUCGGGUCAAUCCGAAAACAAGGGCAACAAGCAAGCUGGCCAGCCGAGUCAGUCUUCUAAUCGCGCUUCCAACUCCUCGGUGUCGAUAUCGUCUGCCGCGACACCGACAGCGGCAGCGAGCGGGACAGACAGGACGCAAGCGCCUAAUGCUUCUUGCGCCUCUUCAAGGAAUGGCGAUGCAGCGCCAACGACGCCCAAGAGCGCUAAAGCCGACACUAGCACAUCUGAACAAGUUCGUUCUGCAAACAAAACAGCUCAGCAAUCGUCUCCAGAGCAGACCGCAGCACAGCCACCAAUACUAACAGACAAGCCCCACGCAACAACCCAAUCACAAAAGUCGAAAACUGAGGAGAAGAGCAGCAAAACCUCUGACUCCGCAAAAGCGAACUCACCAAAGCAGCAAGCUGAACAGACUGCCCAAAGCUCAGCAGCUCAAGUACCGCCUUCGACGUCAACCGUACCAGCAACUCCAGCAGCGACUGCGCUGUACGAAGACAUUCCAGCUAGCCCAGCUACUGUUGCUUCAGCAAUUGAGCAAGUGCUUAAGAAUGGUGGGCCGAACGGUGCUCAAACGGAGGACGACGAUGCAUGGCUUGCGAGGAUUCAUCUGUUGAAUGGUGGACAGAAUAUGCCCAAGUUCGGCGGGUUCGGGGUUAAUGGUAUUUCGUCGUUGAGUGACGAGGCUGAAAUGCAAGCGGCGAAGAAUGCGGAGCGUGCGGUGGCGGCUGCUUGGGGCGCUGGCAAGAGUGGUUGGACUAAGUCGCAGCAUCAGCAACAGGGCAAGGCAACUUCAGUGACAACAUCACCCCCCGAAACUCAAGCAGUAAAUGCGGCCACGAGCGACGACGCUGCCCAGGAGAUCAAGGACGACGCCACGGAGUCGACAAGCUCAGGAGCGGAACCCGCCGCAGCUCAAUGCAGUGAGGUCGGCACUAUAGCACCGACGAAGACUCAGAAGGCCGACGCUUCUUCGGCGGACAAGCCGGGAAAGACCGACACCGAUACCACCCCAGCAACGAAGAAGAACAACGAGGACAAACCUCACAAUGAUGCAACAGAGCAACCACCGAAGGGCGUAAAAGGCACCUCCAACCCACCAAAGGCAGCCGCCACUAUCGUUGGCGUCCCUCCCUUUGAAGACGUCAACAACUGGCCCAACCCUCUCGAUGCGGGCAAGAAGCUAUUCGAGAAAUUAAAACCGCCCGCAAUCAACAUCGACACUGCCAAAUCAGACCUCAACAAAGCUGCUGCACAGCCAAAACAGCAAAAGAGCUUCUUCGAAACGCUCGACGAGCUCCAGCUUAGACUUGCUCCCGGUGCGAACCCGCCACAAUCGGCAAACAAUGCUGCAGGAGGAGCGAGGAAGGGCAAGCAGCAAUGGGUAUCGAUUUUGCCCGAGAUUACGCAUUCUUCGACGUCGAAUGCUGGGGUCAAAGCGAGGGUUAAUGUUGAUGGUAAGGCUGAUGCUGGAAAUAAAAGUGCGAAUAGGCAGCAGCAGCAGAGGAAGGAGGGGGCGAACAAGGGUGUGGGUCAGGCGCAACAGGCGCAGGGCGGAGGAAAGAAGGAUGUGGGGGUCAAAAAGGCGAAUGUAAAGAUUGCGCAGGGUGGGAAGGGAGUGCAGGUGGAGAAGGAUGGUUCGGCUUCGAAGAGUGAUGCGCGUGCUGAGGGUAUCAAACCCAAAGCGCCGAAUGCGUCAACCAACAACGCUGAAGUGGACAAGUUGCAAAGCCAGGAUUCAGCGCCAACUCAGCCGACUUGCUCUGCCGCGUCGAGUGCACCAGCCAACGAAGAUUCGACCUCAGCAUUAACUUCGCGAGGAUCUGGAGAUGCUGCCGCCGGGAAAGCACCAAAAGCAGCACGAGCAGCACAACUUCGCCCAUCAGCACCCAACGGCAUCAAUGGCACGUUGAAACCUUCCAAUCCUUCCGGCAACACCAAAUCCAGCACCUCAAGCGGUCCAGGCACCCCUGCCACCGCCAACCGUUCCUCCCCUUGUGGAUCAGUCACUUCAUCACCUCAAGUCCAUCCUCUCCCACGAGCUGCACCUCCAUUCGUCCCCUCCACCACCACCAUCUCAGAUCCCUCCCCUUACCCAAUUCCCAUCUUCUACCCACCAACUGGGCCUUCUGGAGCAGCAACACCGAUGCUUCACCCCACCAACACCCAAUUCCCGCCUUCUUACAACCCUUACCUGCAUUCCACCGCUCCUCUUCCCCCUUCCUCUAUCCCUUAUCUGUUUGACGCAACAAGUCAAACUGGAUCUCCAACCCCGAGUGGGUCUCUGGGACAGUUGUUGGGACAGAUUGAGUUUUACUUUUCCCAGCAAAACCUCCAGGGAGAUUUCUUCUUGAGGCAGAAAAUGGAUGGUCAGGGAUGGGUAGAUAUCGCAAUGGUGGCAGGGUUUAAGAGAGUACGCGGGAUAACGGGGGAUGUGGAGAUGGUUAAAGAUGCGUUAUUGUGGAGUGCGGUAUUGGAUGUUGAUGUGGAGAGGAUGAGAGUUAGGAGGCGGUUCGGGUGGGAACUUUACACUCUGAAUCCCCCGGCGAUGAAUGGUGCGAAUGAGGAUGGGAGUGAAAAAAUCGAGAAGGAGGAUGGGAAGGGGAAAAGGAAAGAGAAAGAAGGGGUAGAGGGGAGGAAGGAAGAGAAAACGAUAAGGGUGGAACAGGGAAGUGAAGAAGACGAGCCGGCUUUGGGUGUGGUUUCUGCUAGCGGAUUCGGGGGCGCUUUGCGAGCCUAA
This is a messenger RNA of Ustilago hordei, 3330 nucleotides long. RefSeq lists its product as uncharacterized. NCBI's taxonomy places the organism in Eukaryota, Fungi, Basidiomycota, Ustilaginomycetes, Ustilaginales, Ustilaginaceae. The transcript has a single exon. The coding region runs from base 1 to 3330 and encodes 1109 amino acids. The record is from RefSeq and is a predicted model, not a curated record.